UUUUACUAGAAAAAUCAUAUCCCUCGUGGCGAACAGCAAGGUUACAACUAAAUUCAUUCAUUCAUUCAAGUUAUUCUUUGUAAGCAACAGCAAAAGAAGCGUGGCCAAGGCGAGUAACCCACCAUAGUUAUUAUUACUUUUUACUGUAACUUCAUUGUCGAUGUGCAUUAAAAAAUUACAUUGAUUGUGUUCAAUACAAGAAAAAAAAAAAAGAAAAGUUGCAUUAAUUAAAGUUGUGUCAAGUUAAAAUGCCUAUCAGAAAAAUAGAACCUAACGUUCAUAAAACUGUUGAUACAUGGGUAAUAAAAAACAUAAACCAACUAAUUUAUAACGUAGGCCACGGCCCUUAUGGGAUGAAACCCAUCACUUUGGAUCAUGAAUUUUCAUCAGAAGUUAGAGGUAAAGUAAGCUCGUGGAAGGUCCAGUUGAGUAUAAUGAAUACUAAAGCUUUUGUCGAUGAUCCUUCAUUCAAACUGUUAUUAUCAUUCAUGCCUAUAAACGUAGUGGAUAAUAUCACCUGUAACUUUUACCUGGUUGACAUCGACAAAAAUCAACGUUUCAUUGGACGAAGUAACCAAAGAGCCAAUUUUGCUAAUCCUCGAACAGCUCUUAGUUCCUUGAAUUUAUAUGCCAAUUCAUCAAAAAUAAUCAAGAAAUUUUUUCCAAACGAUUCCAUGAUACUGCGCAUGGAACUCUUGACUUACUUGGAUGAUAAUCCUACAUUUCCUUUUCUGGAGAUGAUUUCAACUAGCGAUCUGAAUGUCGAUUUACCAAAUGAUUUCUUGAAGUUAUAUAACAGUAGGCAAGAUAGCGGUGAUGAUAUUAUACAGGUGCAGAAUAUUAAAUUUCCAGUGCAUAAAUGUGUUUUAAAAAAAAGAUGUCCUGCAUUGUACGAAGAUGUUGCUCGUUAUCGACCAACAUCUGGCAGCAGUAACAGUGAUGUAUUAACUGUUGAGGAUAUACAUCCAGAGAUAUUUAAAAGAGUUGUAGAAUACAUCUAUACUGACAAGGUCAAUGACCUAGAUGAUCAUUCAGAGUAUUUGCUAGAAGCUGCUGAUAAAUACAACUUGAAGAACCUGAAAGAAAUGUGUGAAAUGUCGCUCAUCGAAAACUACCUCACUUUCGAAAGUUCUUCUGAGCUUUUAGAUUUAGCUGUUCGUUGUAACACUAGAGGAUUAAAAUUCGCCGCCGAGACUGUUUCGAAAAAUAAAGAGGAUGUUAUAGUCAGUCGUGAUACUUCACCUCAUUUUACCUUCAAUUUUCAUGGUACAUGGUCUGCAGGUUACCAAACCAGAAGUUAAGAUGUUCAUUCGCAACGAUAACAUUUUUUAUCAUGAAAAUUUCCAUUAUUGUAAUUCAAGACUGAUUAAUUAAGUCACUGAUUUAUUUAAUAAAUUUUUUUAUUAAACUUGAA
This is a messenger RNA of Microplitis mediator, 1414 nucleotides long. RefSeq lists its product as uncharacterized. The record is from RefSeq and is a predicted model, not a curated record. Bases 249 to 1301 code for a protein of 350 amino acids. The transcript has 2 exons. Gene Ontology annotation, cellular component: cytoplasm. NCBI's taxonomy places the organism in Eukaryota, Metazoa, Arthropoda, Insecta, Hymenoptera, Braconidae. Gene Ontology annotation, molecular function: ubiquitin protein ligase binding. Gene Ontology annotation, biological process: proteasome-mediated ubiquitin-dependent protein catabolic process; regulation of proteolysis.